Molecule: messenger RNA, 2607 nt
Organism: Pongo pygmaeus (Bornean orangutan)
Lineage: Eukaryota; Metazoa; Chordata; Mammalia; Primates; Hominidae
Gene: P2RY12
Product: purinergic receptor P2Y12
Exons: 3
Coding region: 244-1272 (342 amino acids)
Biological process (GO): blood coagulation; G protein-coupled receptor signaling pathway
Cellular component (GO): membrane
Molecular function (GO): G protein-coupled purinergic nucleotide receptor activity
Source: RefSeq, a predicted model, not a curated record
ACAAUCAGAAGGCAGGAGCUGCAGAACAGAACACUUUCUCAUGUCCAGGGUCAGAUUACAAGAGCACUCAAGACUUUACUGAUGAAAAUUCAGGAAAUUCUCUAUCACAAAGAGGUUUGGCAACUAAACUAAGACAUUAAAAAGAAAAUACCAGAUGCCACUCUGCAGGCUGCAAUAACUACUACUUACUGGAUACAUUCAAACCCUCCAGAAUCAACACAGUUAUCAGGUAACCAACAAGAAAUGCAAGCCAUCGACAACCUCACCUCUGCGCCUGGGAACACCAGUCUGUGCACCAGAGACUACAAAAUCACCCAGGUUCUCUUCCCGCUGCUCUACACUGUCCUGUUUUUUGUUGGACUUAUCACAAAUGGCCUGGCGAUGAGGAUUUUCUUUCAAAUCCGGAGUAAAUCAAACUUUAUUAUUUUUCUUAAGAACACAGUCAUUUCUGAUCUUCUCAUGAUUCUGACUUUUCCAUUCAAAAUUCUUAGUGAUGCCAAACUGGGAACAGGACCACUGAGAACUUUUGUGUGUCAAGUUACCUCUGUCAUAUUUUAUUUCACAAUGUAUAUCAGUAUUUCAUUCCUGGGACUGAUAACUAUCGAUCGCUACCAGAAGACAACCAGGCCAUUUAAAACAUCCAACCUCAAAAAUCUCUUGGGGGCUAAGAUUCUCUCUGUUGUCAUCUGGGCAUUCAUGUUCUUACUCUCUUUGCCUAACAUGAUUCUGACCAACAGGCAGCCGAGAGACAAGAAUGUGAAGAAAUGCUCUUUCCUUAAAUCAGAGUUCGGUCUAGUCUGGCAUGAAAUAGUAAAUUACAUCUGUCAAGUCAUUUUCUGGAUUAAUUUCUUAAUUGUUAUUGUAUGUUAUACACUCAUUACAAAAGAACUGUACCGGUCAUAUGUAAGAACGAGGGGUGUAGGUAAAGUCCCCAGGAAAAAGGUGAACGUCAAAGUUUUCAUUAUCAUUGCUGUAUUCUUUAUUUGUUUUGUUCCUUUCCAUUUUGCCCGAAUUCCUUACACCCUGAGCCAAACCCGGGAUGUCUUUGACUGCACCGCUGAAAAUACUCUGUUCUAUGUGAAAGAGAGCACUCUGUGGUUAACUUCCUUAAAUGCAUGCCUGGAUCCGUUCAUCUAUUUUUUCCUUUGCAAGUCCUUCAGAAAUUCCUUGAUAAGUAUGCUGAAGUGCCCCAAUUCUGCAACAUCUCUGUCCCAGGACAAUAGGAAAAAAGAACAGGAUGGUGGUGACCCAAAUGAAGAGACUCCAAUGUAAACAAAUUAACUGAGGAAAUAUUUCAAUCUCUUUGUGUUCAGAACUCGUUAAAGCAAAGCGCUAAGUAAAAAUAUUAACUGACGGAGAAGCAACUAAGUUAAUAAUAAUGACUCUUAAAACAAGUAAUAGAAGAUUACAAAAGCAAUUUUCAUUUACCUUUCCAGUAUGAAAAGCUAUCUUAAAAUACAGAAAACUAAUCUAACCUGUAGCUGUAUAGUAGCAAAACGACAUCCAAUUGUCAUGCUGCAUGCAAAACUACACAGAAUUCAUGUUUUGCAGAGUUUUGCCAAAAUGAAUAACCAUAUAAUAUUUACUGUAAUUUUUAAAAUACAUUAUUGCUCACAAUUUUAUUUUUUCAUAAUCAACUAAGGAAGAAUGAUCAAUUGGAUAUAAUCUUCUUACCAAAAAUGAUAGUUAAAAUGUAUAUAUAUCCUAGUCCCCUAACCAAAUCCUGACCUAUUUGGAUACUUAUAAAAAUUUAAGUAAGUGGGAUACACAAAGAAUAAUAACUAUUAACUUCUAAUUAUUAGCAAAAACCUAAGGGAUUUAAACUAAUUGAAACUGUAUUUGAUUGGACUUAAUUUUUUUAUGUUUAUUUAGAAGAUAAAGAUUUAAAGAAGACCUUUACAAUAAAGAGAAGAAAUAUCAAAGUCAUUAAAAUAAGGAGUUACUUUUAUGACAUUCUAAUACUAAAAAAUACAGAAAUAUUUCCUUAAUUCUGGAGAAACUAGUUUUACUAAUUUUUUACAACUUCAGUAAUACCAUCAUUGACACUUACCUUUAUUAAUUAGCUUCUAGAAAAUAGCUGCUAAUUAGGUUAAUGAACAUUUUACCUUAGUGAAAAAAAUUAAUUAAAUAUGAUUACAAAGUUGCACAGCAUAACUACUGAGAGGAAAGUGAUUGAUCUGUUUGUAAUUACUUGUUUGUGUUGGUGUGUAUAAAAUACAAAAUUUACAUUAAACUCUAAAUCAUUCUUUGUUGUAAAUUCUUUGUUCAAAGAUAUUAGAUACCAUGACUCACCAUACCAUAUACAACUACAUCAAAUCCAUUUAAGAAAGAAUUAAUGCCAACACUUUUAUUACGUUAUUGUGCAAAGUCUCUUCUGAAGAUGACAUCUCAUUUCAAUAAGUUUAAAUGUAAAUGAUAAAACAGGUCAGACUUAUAACAUGCAUUCUAAUUCUACACAAGGCAUAUUCGCUAUUUUAACAUAAACAAAACAUAUAACACAUGUGGAAGUUUACAUCACUUAUCUCAAUUUUUUAUGAUCCUCAGAGGUGACUCUCAAACAGAAGGAGGAACAGACAUCAAUACCUAAAUAUAAUGCCAGAAGAAAUA